Messenger RNA from Hippoglossus stenolepis (Pacific halibut), 4255 nucleotides. Its product is annotated as RING finger protein 122. Gene Ontology annotation, cellular component: endomembrane system. The transcript is spliced from 6 exons. Lineage: Eukaryota; Metazoa; Chordata; Actinopteri; Pleuronectiformes; Pleuronectidae. The record is from RefSeq and is a predicted model, not a curated record. The coding region runs from base 888 to 1358 and encodes 156 amino acids. Gene Ontology annotation, molecular function: ubiquitin protein ligase activity.
GGGAAGGAGGGGGCGGUGAGAAGCGGAGCUGUGAUGCAGACAGCGGAUCACAUGAGCACGGAUCUGUUUACAAACUGAAGUGGAGCACAGAGACGAGGAAGAAGAGAGGAGCGCGGUGAACGUGAGAGGAACAGACGAGAGAAGAGAGGAGAGGCUGAAUCCGCAUUAGCCGCAGUGUAUCAACCCUCCAGGAAGAGAUGAGGAGCUGCUUUCCACAGCAACGUUACUGAGGCUCACUGACUGACUGACUGACUGCCUGACUGCCGGGGGAACCCAUCCAUGUCCUCCCCUUUGUCUCUCCAUAAUUGGCCACGGCAGGUUUUCACAGCCUUGAGAGGAGGACAGCGACGUGGAGGUCUGGAGAAGAGAGGAGAGAGUGACAGAGGAGAGAAAGCAGGAGAAGGAAGAGCCUCAUAACGAUGAUCUGAAGAGGAGACGAAGCUAAACAGCAGGGAGUCGUGCUUGGACAGGUUUAUUUCCAGAGCGCUGGGUUGGAUUUUGAGCUUUUUUCCUCAUAUUGUCUGUGGCAUUGGUGUCUUUUCAUCCACGUCGCCCACAGGAUUGUCUCCAUGCUGAGGAAGGACACAGCUGGGAGUCUAAAUCUCUACUGAGGUGGAUGUUUUGUAGUUAAUAAUCUCUGCUGACUGAUUUAUUACUCUGUUGAGUUGAGCAGCUGCUUGCUGGGCUGAUGUCUUCUUGAAGAACUGGAAUCUCAGGUCUAUUUACUCCAGACCACAAGGAUAUAACUCUCACCAUCAACUCUCAGGGUCACCUAGUCUGAACUUAAAAGGUAGUGGACAUUAUAUCCACCGCCGAUCCCCUUUUAAACAAACUUCACAAAAGUUGUGGAAAUUUGUGAAGCUUUGCCAUCUGAACAGCUGCAUUUAAUGCAUCCUGUCAAAUGGUGUAACGGGUGUCUGUGUGACCUUGGAUUGCAGAACUCCAAACUCCACUGCAAGAUGACGUCCGAGGAGCUCUUCAACCUGCCACUCAACAUCUACAUCAUCAUCCUGGGCAUUGGCCUCUUCGUCCUCAUGCUCAGCCUCAUCUUCUGCUGCUACCUCUUCAGAUUGAGGCGACGAGGUGCUCGAGAACAGUAUGGCUACAGUGAGGUUGUUUUGAAAGGAGCGGAGAAGAAACUGAGCCUUCUUGGCCAAACAUGUGCGGUGUGUUUAGAAGAGUUUCGCAGUAAGGACGAGCUCGGGGUGUGCCCUUGUUCACAUGCUUUUCACAAGAAGUGUCUGCUAAAAUGGUUAGAAAUCCGCAGCGUCUGUCCCAUGUGCAACAAGCCCAUUUGUCGCCUCCAGCCGGACCCCCCACAAGCACCCGAGCGGCGACAAAGUCUCCUGGAGGUCUGAGAGGGAAACGCAUGUCCAGCAGUACCUCACGUUCUCCACUAAAUAGACAUCUGUCACUAUAGAGGGUCCUGUUUCACUGUCCAACAGACUGUAUUAAUAGUAAAGCAUUUUGAGGCAGAGCUACUGUGGGAGAAGAAAUUGUAUUAACUGGACAUAGGGAGCCAAAGAACCUAACAAGCAAACUGAGACAUAUACGUCACAUGAGGCCAAGUGUAAACAACCAUCGUCUUUGCAGUCACCUGAGGCGUGAAAUGUGAAUGUUUGUUAAAUUCGCUGUAAAGGGAUGAAAGGACUGCAUUGUAGGUGGUGGAUGAGAGGUGUCAUGGACCUCCUCCUCUGUCGGGUGGUGGUUUCUCUUCUUUGACGUAGAUGGCCUCCUUCACUCCUCUUUCAAACCACCUGUCCUUCCGAUCUAAAAUAUGUGUGAUUGUUAUCAUUGGAGGUGUGUCCCUUAUCUUUAGGUGUAAGUAAACACACAAAGUGUGUGCUCCUGUGUUGAGCCAUGCAUUUGUUUAUUGGUUGGUUAGUUUCACCCGUAUGUGCAUUCCUCACUGCAUUGGACAGCAGACACUAGAUUUCUUUUCCGGGUGUGUGGUCUUUUGGAUGUACCAGUUCAUGUCCUAGUGUGUUGCUGAGUUUGAAAUACACAGGGAUGCAGUACUUGUUGAAGAUCAGUGUCUCAAAUACUCCAGACAUGCAUAAGAUGGCAGUGUUGUUGGCACAUUAUCAUCUUGGUACUGAUAUCUCCUAGCUUGUGUUCCAGUGGAGCUGGAGGAACUUUCCUCAGGAACUAGGAAACUUUGCAGGAACUGCAGUGGAACCGGGGUCGCAAUUAAGAUCAGUGGAAAUCUUUUUACCCCCAAAAAGUCUCUUAACUGGAAGGGGUACUUUGGAAAAGUAUAGAAAUCUUUGGGGUGGGGUUUGCAAUUUUGAAGAGUCCUGAUUGGUCGAGUAUUCCUGCAAUAGCUUGUAAAAUAAUUAUUCAUGAAUCGAGCAUUUGAGGUGUUUUCAAUGCACCUUUUUACAGCGCUCUUGUCUCAUCAAGCAUUAAAUUAAGAUUGACAGCAGCAUGGUUUUAAUCUCUUCCAUGUUUACUGCUGUUUUGCUCGAUUUGUACAGUGUCAUCGUUAUCAAUCUUUUGCAUUGUGGCCUCCUGGUGGACUGGGGUGGAAAAGCUUGUUGUAGCCAUUGGUUGUUCCUACAUUAGCAGGCUGAUUUGCCAAAUCUCUCCUGGUCUAUAGAUGGUGGUGGAAACACUGGUGAACAGGUGUGCAGGAACCUUUUAGUUCCUUGAAAAAAGUUCCUGCAUGGGGUCUAAAAGUUCCAGUUACUUUGGUUGCAACACAGCUCAUGUGUAGGUACUCCUGUGUGUGAAUAGGUUUAGAUCGUGCCAAGAUUACCAAGAUAGCUAGAGAGCCGUGAAGCUAUAGGCUCCUUCUCAAUCUUUGGGUAACAACACAGAUUAGAUGUUCAUAUCUUUCUUGUCUUAUUCUUGUUUUUUGUAGCAAGAGCACAUCUGCUUGUCUUUUCCAGUGGCCUUCAGUUUAAUAUUAGUCCUAGUUAUACAGUAACCUAUAGAAGUAUGAUUCAUCCACUGAGCUGUGAUCAUCCAUCAGGCAGAGAUGUGGGUGCAACUGUGACAUAAACACAACAGCAUCAAGGAUUUAGCAUUCUUCACGACCAUCAAAUUCACAGCAUCAUCACAAGCAGUAUAUUCUGUUGCUAUAGUGUCAUUGUCAGAAUAUGGAGAAACCAGCCCCAUGUCACCGGCUGAGGAUCUGACCACAUUUUAAUACAUAUUCUAAAUGCAGGUAAUUCCAAAUGGUUUACUUUCUUUUUUUCUCUCCACUGUAUUCAAGUUGCAAGUGGAGUCAGAUGACAUACUAACAUCUUUAGAAAGGGUCUCUCUAUGUGACACAAACAGUUGUUUUGGGCCCUCAGCCAUUUCUGGGAUGUUGAUGUGUCGUGUCACUUCUGUAACUCAGCUAAUGAGAUUAUUUCUGCCUCCAGAGCAGCUCUGCCUCUGAGCCACGUUUGUAUGACAGUUUGGCCCAUAAUUAUAUGCAGGUCCAUGUAAAUGUGAUGUGUCUGGGCCUUUAGCCUCAACUUAAGAGGCUGGAGCUUGGAAAGAGGAAGAUUCAACCACCAGACAACACCAGACAACUGUUCUUGCCCCAGCAUUGAUGGGUAAUGCAGAGACUGCCGUGAAAGAUGUAGAACAUUUACAAUCAAAAUAACAUAAAGUCCUGUUUAAUUGAACAAAACAGGUUAACAUUUAACUUUAGAUUGAGUGUUGUGGUGUGUGUGUUUUGACUGUAAUCUUCUAUUAUCUCACAGUCGAUCAGCUCCAUCCCACAGUAUGUUGCCAAGCUUAAUGAAGGUAAUGAAGCCCUAAAUGACAACACAUUGGAGCCAUAUGAGAUCUAAGAGAAAAGACAACUACAUGCUGUCAUACGCCUGUUCAGCUACAACAAAAGGUCUGAAGUGACUUAACCACAAAAUACACAUGAAUACAUACAGGGUUUUUAAGUUAUUUUUAAGAACUAUUUUGUAUCAUAACUGGCUCUCAAUAAAGGGCAUAGUAUGUCAGCUACAACACUUUGACUGUCAUUUGUCUAACGGUAGGCCAUCAUCGAUGUGAGACAAUGUGAGAGAUAAAGCGACCAUUCAUCAAAUUAAUCUAAGCCCCUGACGUUUAAGAAGCACUCUGUAAGGUUAUAAAUAGAAACACUGCACUGAUAUGAGGAACCUGUUUGAGCUGGUUUCUUGUCUGAGUGAGGUGCCUUUGAACACCAUUCUAUAAGGGUAGGAAUACAUUAUGAGUACUGUGCAAAUUGUAAAUGCUUUGAAUUUUCUAUUUCUGAAAAAAUACAGAAUCCGUGUUUUGAUAUUGUCAA